CCUGCCUGGCCGAUCCGACGGGGCUUCCAGGCGCAGCGAUGUUGGAUGCCUCGGAGGCGACGGGCCACUCCCGGCAGCUGCUGCUCCAGCUCAACGCGCAGCGCACCAAGGGCUUCCUUUGCGACGUGAUCCUGGUGGUGCAGAACGCGCUCUUCCGCGCGCACAAGAACGUGCUGGCGGCCAGCAGCGCCUACCUCAAGGCCCUGGUGGUGCACGACAACCUCAUCAACCUGGACCAGGAGAUGGUCAGCCCGUCCGUCUUCCGCGCCGUCCUGGACUUCAUCUACACCGGCCGCCUGGGCCCCGGCGCCGAGGGCGAGGCUGAGCCGGCUGGCGGCGCAAACGCCGAGCCCGCCUUGGGGGCCAUCCUGGCCGCCGCCAGCUACCUGCAGAUCCCGGACCUGGUGGCUCUGUGCAAGAGGAAGCUGAAGCGCUCCGGCAAAUACUACCAGCUGCGUGGCGGCGGCGGCGGCGGCGGCGGGAGCUAUUCGGCCUCCGCGCCCUUCGGAAAGCUGGCCAGGGGCCUCCGCGCAGCCACGCCGGUUAUCCAGAGUUGCUUCGGGGCUCCGCCGCGGCCGGUGGAGCCGAGCAAUCCGCUCAGCACCCACUGCGGGGAACUGUACGCCGCCGCCGCCGCCGCCCACCCACACGUGCUGUGCCCCUCGCUCUGCGGCCUGGACCUCUCCAAGAAGAGCCCGAACGGACCCUCCCCACAGCUGCCCCCGCAGCCCCCGUCCGAGAGCCGCCUUCGAGCCGCGGUGGAGAGCCGCGAGGGCGUCCUGCCGCCCCGGCCCGGGAGCCCGGCCUUGCUGCCUCCCCACGAGCCCUUCGGGGACCCGGGCUCCACGGCCCCUCUCCAGGCCGCCUUCCCCCACCUGCAUCACCGCGGCAGUGGCGACAGCAGCCCCGGGACUGAGCCGAGCGCUCGCGUCGAAAUGGCGCCCGAAUUCCUGUACCGCUGGAUGAAGCACGAGCCGCUGGUGGCCGGUUACGUCCUGGAGGAGGAGGAAGAGGAGGAGGAGGAGGAGGAGGGCGAUUUUGGCGGCGCCCGACGGGAGCUGGGCAGCGGCGGCGGCGGCGGCGAGCGAGAACUGGAGCCUCAGGCCUCGUCGCCGCCCGGGCCGCCGCAGCCGGCCCCGCGCCACUACUUGGAGAGCGCGGAGCCCGACGGGGAGGCGGAGGACCUGGAGCCCGACAAGAGCACCAGCGAGGAAACGGGCUGCAGCAGCGGCGGCCCUUCUCCCGCGGGGGGCAGCCUGGAGCGCUACCUGGGCUACGAGCCCGAGAGCUUCGGGGGCGACAACCUCUACGUGUGCAUCCCCUGCGGGAAGGGCUUCCCGUCCUCCGAGCAGCUGAACGCGCACGUGGAGGCCCACAACGAGGAGGACGAGCUCUACCGCAAGGAGGCGGCGGCCGAGGCGGCGGGGGCGGCCGUCCAAGGCUCGCCCUACCUGGACAAGGCGCCCCCCCCUCUGCCCGCCGCCCCGCCGCCCCCGCCGCCCGCGGGGGGCCCGCCCGGCUGCGACCUGCUGCGCCCCUACCGCUGCGCCUCCUGCGACAAGGCCUACAAGGACCCGGCCACGCUGCGCCAGCACGAGAAGACGCACUGGCUGACGCGGCCCUACCCGUGCUCCAUCUGCGGGAAGAAGUUCACGCAGCGCGGCACCAUGACCCGCCACAUGCGCAGCCACCUGGGCCUGAAGCCCUUCGCCUGCGACGCCUGCGGGAUGCGCUUCACCCGCCAGUACCGCCUGACGGAGCACAUGCGCAUCCACUCGGGCGAGAAGCCCUACGAGUGCCAGGUGUGCGGCGGGAAAUUCGCCCAGCAGCGCAACCUGCUCAGCCACAUGAAGAUGCACGCCGCCGCCGCCGCCGCAGCCGCCGCCGCCGCCGGCCCCGACGGGAAGCUGAAGCUGGACUUCCCCGAGGGGGUGCUGGCCAUGGCGCGGUUGGCGCAGCCGCCGCCGGCGGACAAGGAGCUCUUCCAGCACACCUCGCACUUCUUGGCCGCCGCCGCCGCUGCCGCCGCCGCCGCCGGCGACCCCAAGGCCGCCCUGGAGAGCCUCUACCUGGGGCUCAGCCCCGACAAAACGGCCGAGGUCUUGGCCCAGGGCGCCGUGGUGGCCGCCACGCACCACCUGCACAACGACCACCACGCUCGGACCAUUGGCCGCUUCUCGCCCCCCUGACGCGCCUCGCCCCGGGCCCGGGAGGCGCCCUUGUGGACCGGGGGAGCGACUGGCCCCCGGCCCCCGAGCGCC
Molecule: messenger RNA, 2261 nt
Organism: Pseudonaja textilis
Lineage: Eukaryota; Metazoa; Chordata; Lepidosauria; Squamata; Elapidae
Gene: HIC1
Product: HIC ZBTB transcriptional repressor 1
Biological process (GO): regulation of transcription by RNA polymerase II
Cellular component (GO): nucleus
Molecular function (GO): DNA-binding transcription factor activity, RNA polymerase II-specific; protein binding
Source: RefSeq, a predicted model, not a curated record